UGUCCUCGAUUGUGGACGCGUCUUCGUAACGCAUGAGACAUCUAAAGGGACGCUGCGUUGCGUUCUCGGUUUCAGAUAGGCUAGCCGUUAGCUGAGCUGCAAACCUUGAUAUUGCAUUGUUACAGAACCUGGUGACAGCUAGCUAAGCAUUAAGUCCACCCAUGAACCGGGCUAGUAUCAUGAGUGAUGUUGGGGUUGGUGUGAAGAGAGGCUCGGAUGAGCUCAAUAUGUACAGUAGCAGCCCCAACACGAUGACGGCAAACGGCAGCGACACUAAGAAACAGCGUCUGGAUGAGUCCCCUCCAUCCAGAGUGCUUCACAUCAGAAAACUUCCCAAUGAAGUAUCAGAGACAGAAGUCAUUGCACUGGGACUACCCUUUGGGAAAGUGACCAAUAUAUUGAUGCUGAAGGGGAAAAACCAGGCAUUUCUGGAGCUCAGCACAACGGAAGCCGCCAUUACCAUGGUGAACUACUACUCUGCUGUGACGCCGCAGGUCAGAAAUAGUCCCGUCUUUAUCCAGUACUCUAAUCAUAAGGAAUUGAAAACAGACUCUGCGCUCAACCAGAGAGCCCAAGCAGUGCUCCAGGCGGUCUCGGCGGUUCAAGAUGGAAGUUCUCCAUCAUCGGACCACGGGGUUCUGGACCUUGCUCCACCUCCCAGUCCUGUCCUGCGUAUUAUUAUCGACAACAUGUUUUAUCCCGUGACUCUUGAUGUUCUGCAACAGAUAUUCAGCAAGUUUGGGACAGUCAUGAAGAUCAUUACCUUCACCAAGAACAACCAAUUUCAAGCACUUCUGCAGUUCAGUGAUCCUGUCAACGCCCAGCAGGCUAAACUGUCUCUUGAUGGACAGAACAUCUAUAAUUCUUGCUGUACUUUGAGGAUCGAUUUCAGUAAACUGGUCAAUCUCAACGUCAAAUACAACAAUGACAAGAGUCGAGAUUACACGCGACCGGACCUACCGACUGGAGAUGGAGAGUCAAGCAAGGAUCAUUCUUUAUUGGGUACCCCGUCUGGAGCGCUGGCGUCGUACUCAAGUGGGGCAGGUUACUCAUCCUCUCUCUCCCUCUCGCAGGGUGCAGGAGCCAUUAGCCCUCUGAGCGCCGCCGCCGCCGCGGCAGCCGCCGCAGGACGUGUCGCUCUGUCGGGGUCCGGAGUUUCGGGAGUGCUGCUGGCGUCGAACCUGAACGAAGAGAUGGUCACGCCUCAAAGUCUCUUUACCCUCUUCGGCGUCUAUGGCGACGUGCAACGGGUGAAGAUCCUCUACAAUAAAAAGGACAGCGCUUUAAUACAGUUGUCAGAUGGUAACCAGGCUCAGCUGGCCAUGAGCCACCUGAAUGGUCAGAAGGUGUUUGGUAAAGUGAUGAGAGUGACACUGUCCAAACAUCAAACUGUGGCUCUGCCCAGGGAAGGGCUGGACGACCAGCUUCUAACCAAAGAUUUUUCCGGCUCCCCGCUACAUCGCUUCAAGAAGCCGGGAUCCAAAAACUUUCAGAACAUCUUUCCUCCCUCUGCGACGCUUCAUCUCUCCAACAUCCGGGACGGCAUCGGAGAGGACGACCUGCGUCUCUUGUUCUCCAAUAGCGGGGGUUCGGUCAAGGCCUUCAAGUUCUUCCAGGACCGUAAGAUGGCCUUGAUCCAGAUGUCGUCAGUGGAGGAGGCCAUCCAGACUCUGAUGGAUCUUCAUAAUUAUGACAUGGGCGGGAAUCACCAUCUCAAAGUUUCCUUCUCCAAGUCCACCAUCUAAACCUGACAGCCAACUUGGAAGUGCUGCACUGAACGAGGAGGUCGCUGUCAUUUUUACACAAUUGUAAAAACCACGGCGUCAAAUUUAAGGUUUCGCUGAGGGCUGAAGAAGCUUUGCAAGUGCGCGUGCACCUUGUAAUUUUUUUUUUUUUUGUCAGGGUAUGUACAAUGUUGUAAACAGUCGCAAAGACUUUCACCAAACAUUCCCAAACACUUAAUGGCUGCAAACAUUUUUCUUGUUGUCAAAUUUGGAAUACAUUCAAAGCUUCUUUGCAACAAGAAAAACGGUAUGAGACCAUUAAAUUGUUGGUCAAUGGCCUUGUGACCGUUUGCGACCUUGAAAACCCCAAAACAUUCGCUCGGUGCCCCCGCACUUGCGAGCCUUCGCCACUCAAUGCGCCCCGGACUUGAGGCAUGAGCUAGCAUCAGCAUCAAGUCGCAACAGUUUGAGCUGGGGUUGAGGUCUGAGUCCAGGCCACGCCUUCUGCCCUUUCCGAGUCCCUCAACAGUAAACGUUGUGACUCUGGUCAUGUAUGUCACAUUGAAACUUGAACAGCCUCCCCCCCUGUUUCUUUCGACACGGGUUGUGCUCAACAUUGAGCCAGGUCGCUAUUUGAAACUGAGAAUCAUUUUUAAAGCAGGCAGGGCUUGCUGUUGUGGUGAUCGACCUCAGUCCAUUAAAUGAGAGAGCCAGAAUGGGACUAUAGUGCACGUGAGUUUGAUCUAUUACACGGGAUGAACUUGAUAGACCCUGUAUAGAUAGUCAACUGAAAUGUUUUGUUCAAGUCGUUGGGUCAAACUGUUCUGGAUGAGGUUUCAACACGUGUUCCUGGUCUUGGUCUCUGGUUUGAGAAGUUCAGAUCAACAUACAUGUGCCUUUAGUCUGUUUAGAUGACACUUGAUUCUUGGCUAUUUCAACAGUUCCCCAUCUCCAUGUAUUAAAUGUGUGACUUAGUGUUACUUGUUUGCUUUUUUCCAAUAAUGAAACAUUUGAGCUUAGUUUAUCACAAAUUAAACGUUUUUAUUUUUUUUUUAAACCAACCCUUAAAUUGUGUCGUGUCUUCAGACCAGAAUAUCUAUCCUCUCUUGCCUGUCAAUAAACUGUUCUCUGCU
Hippocampus zosterae (dwarf seahorse) is the source of this 2857-nucleotide messenger RNA. Its product is annotated as polypyrimidine tract-binding protein 2-like. Gene Ontology annotation, cellular component: nucleus. The record is from RefSeq and is a predicted model, not a curated record. The coding region runs from base 162 to 1745 and encodes 527 amino acids. Gene Ontology annotation, molecular function: mRNA binding. Lineage: Eukaryota; Metazoa; Chordata; Actinopteri; Syngnathiformes; Syngnathidae. Gene Ontology annotation, biological process: mRNA processing; regulation of RNA splicing. The transcript is spliced from 17 exons.